Messenger RNA from Vicia villosa (hairy vetch), 765 nucleotides. RefSeq lists its product as uncharacterized. The coding region runs from base 1 to 765 and encodes 254 amino acids. The record is from RefSeq and is a predicted model, not a curated record. NCBI's taxonomy places the organism in Eukaryota, Viridiplantae, Streptophyta, Magnoliopsida, Fabales, Fabaceae. The transcript has a single exon.
AUGGGAAAGUGGGUUGACAACAAAUGGAUUUGGAGCUUUUCAGAUUGGAUUGUAGACACACACUCAGAGGCAAGUGAGGAACUCCAUGUCUUGAAGCAAAUUCUGUAUUAUGUUCAGCCAAGGAUUAAUGUUCAAGAUAGCUUCAUAUGGCCUUUAAAUGAACAUGGUGUAUUCAAGGUAUCAGUAUAUUAUAAGAGGUUGAUGCAGGGUCGUGGUGCAAGGGUAGAGGAUCCAUUGUGUUUAGAGGCUAUCAAUAUUCUAUGGAAAUUGUGGAUGCCAUCAAAAGUUAAAAUUUUUGGGUGGAGGCUUUUCCAAGACAGACUUGCAUUAAAAGCUCAACUCAUUAAAAGAGGAAUUAUGGUGCCUAAGGAGGUAAAUUUUUGCGUGUUUGGCUGCAGUCAGAUGGAAGAUAUUCAACAUCUUUUUCUCAAUUGCGAAUUUGUUAUCAGUUUGUGGAAAUCCAUUUAUGUUUGGCUGGACAUUGAGCCAUUGCUGGCCACAGAUUGCAUUUCUCAUUUUCUGCAUUUGCUGGACUCUUUGAGGCGUAGGUGUUCUAGGAAAAGGGUGGGAUGCAUUUGGAUGGCAACUUGUUGGAGAAUUUGGAAGCAGCGAAACGACAUAAUAUUUAACAAUGCUGUUGCAGAUUUGGACGAAAUUGUGCAUAGUGUGAAGAUGCUAUCUUGGUGGUGGCUGGUAAUCGAAAACAAGCAGAAGGUAUUGUGCAAUUUUUAUGAAUGGCAUCAUUGUCCGGUAGACUACAUGUAA